Messenger RNA from Anneissia japonica, 3246 nucleotides. RefSeq lists its product as uncharacterized. NCBI's taxonomy places the organism in Eukaryota, Metazoa, Echinodermata, Crinoidea, Comatulida, Comatulidae. The record is from RefSeq and is a predicted model, not a curated record. Gene Ontology annotation, molecular function: protein binding. Bases 96 to 3203 code for a protein of 1035 amino acids. The transcript is spliced from 11 exons.
CACAGUGAUUCGACUAGAGAACAUUAUAGACUCACAAAAAUUGAAACUAUUUUUUUAUCAAAUUUGUUAUUGACCCUCGAGUUGGUUUGUUUAUAAUGUCUUUUGGAGUCAUACCGCUAAUUUGGUUUGCGACAAUGGUUGCCGUGCGACCAACUGAUGCAUCCUUUGAUUAUCUUAGUUGGAACAACAUGAAAAUCGAAGAAAACCGAGCAUUGCUCGGUAAUAUCUUCCAAACUUUAAUUGAAAUACGAUCACGCAUCGAAUGUCAGAGUUUCUGUGCUCAAACCAACGAAUGCAAGUCCUACAACUACGCCAAUAGCCUGAAGGUUUGCCAACUCAACAAUGUCACCAAGGAGGACACAAAUGCUGCUAACUUUCAGGAAACUGGCGACUACAUAUAUGCAACUUUGAAGCAUGAUAAUGUGUGCACGAGUAAAGACUGCUGUUUAGAUCCCACAACAAACAAAUCUAAGGACAAGUAUUGUUACAUUGAAAUUGAACUGGAAAAGGAGGACGCAUCAAGCUCUUCAGUGUCAGUAAGAGUUAUUGUGACAGCAGGACGUGCCAACCAGAUUAACACCACGUGUUCAGAAGGUGAUCCAUCUCCAACUCCUGAUGUUGUGGAUUUCUCUGAAAAUGUGGUGGUUUCUUGUGAUGGAGUCCGAUCAAGCAGGAAUGUGACAGUCAGUGUGUCCGUGGCGUAUCUUGACACGAUCUCGGUCACCAACUCAGUGACUAUUAAAUCAAAAACAAGUCCGCCAACAUUAGAAGAACAGUUUACAAACAAGACUGCUGCAGUCGCCCACUGGUUUCUUUCUCCAGACGAAUUUGCAGAUGAUUUCAUUGUGAAUUGCUCAAAAGGAUUAUGGACUGUACUAGAAAAGAAUAACUUUCAAGGAAGAGUCAUGUGUCAUGAUCUUGAGCCAGGCUCAACCGUCAACAUUUCUGUCACUCCUGUAUAUGAUUCUGAGCCCGGAGAGCAUGCUAGCCUCAACAUACACUUAGAGCCUGACGUUGUCGAGUUCACAAGUCAGACAUCUUCAUUGGUUUCGAUAUCUGUCGAAUGGGAAAUUAGAUCUGGGAUUGCUUCAGAAUUCGUCGUUAAUUGUUCAAGUGGAGUUCCAGUUUCAUCUGUCGUAGACGCAGCCGAUGGCUCUGGUAUCAUGGACUGCUCUGGUUUAACACCAGGGGUACAGGUAGAAGUAACGGUGGUUGCUGUCGUGAACUCCAAGCAGAGUUUACCAGCAUCAGAGAUUGUUUCAACAGAUGGCACUGUUAAUAUAACACUGAUCGAAGAUGUUGCAACCAAUACAACAACCAUAGUCUCCAAGAUGACGUCAAAUGCGCCACCAACUAGUGUGUAUAAAGUGCUUUGUUCAGCAGGAGAUCCGUUUCCUACAGAGUUUAAGGAUGCUGAAACGACGACCGUAUAUUGUAUUGGUGUAGAUGCUGGACAAAGUGCUAAUUUGAGUGUUGAAGCAUUUUAUGGUAACUGGUCUGUAGGAUCUGUGUGGAUAUCUAUUUCAACCGUACCGGAAAAGGUUGUCUUUGAGCCUAUAAGCGAUUACACUAUAUAUAAAGAGAUGCUUGGUGAAACACCAUUCGCUGCGACUACUUGGAAUUUGACAUCAGGAAUUGCCGAUUCUUUCCUAAUCACAUGUUCGGAUGGUCAACCGCUUGAAGAUGACAUCUUACAAAAUGUAUUACGCAUUGGAAUCUGUAGUUUACCCUCAAAUACUACAUUAAAAUCAAUCAACAUCACCGUCGAAGCUAAACGUGGGGAUAAAAUUGGAAGGCCAGCAGCCAUUACUGUAUCAGUUAUCAAAAAUGAUGUCACGACUUCCACAGGUAAAAUUAGUGAGGCUUCGGACUGGACAACAGAAGCUUCGAACGGGUCAACAGCAUCAGAGGUCGUUCCAACAGGUGAUCCUGUUAAUAUAACACUGAUCGAAGAUGUUGCAACGAAUACAACAACCAUAGUCGCCAAGAUGACGUCAAAUGCGCCACCAACUAGUGUGUAUACAGUGCUUUGUUCAGCAGGAGAUCCGUUUCCUACAGAGUUUGAGGCUGCUGAAACGACGACCGUAUAUUGUAUUGGUAUAGAAGCUGGACAAAGUGCUAAUUUGAGUGUUGAAGCGUUUUAUGGUAACUGGUCUGUAGGAUCUACGUGGAUAUCUAUUUCAACCGUACCGGAAAAGGUUGUCUUUGAGCCUAUAAGCGAUUACACUAUAUAUAAAGAGAUGCUUGGUGAAACACCAUUCGCUGCGACUACUUGGAAUUUGACAUCAGGAAUUGCCGAUUCUUUCCUAAUCACAUGUUCGGAUGGUCAACCGCUUGAAGAUAACAUUUUACAAAAUGUAUUACGCAUUGGAAUCUGUAGUUUACCCUCAAAUACUACAUUAAAAUCAAUCAACAUCACCGUCGAAGCUAAACGUGGGGAUAAAAUUGGAAGGCCAGCAGCCAUUACUGUAUCAGUUAUCAAAAAUGAUGUCACGACUUCCACUGGUGAAAUUAGUGAGGCUUCGGACUGGACAACAGAAGCUUCGAACGGGUCAACAACAUCAGAGGUCGUUCCAACAGAUGAUCCUGUUAAUAUAACACUGAUCGAAGAUGUUGCAACGAAUACAACAACCAUAGUCGCCAAGAUGACGUCAAAUGCGCCACCAACUAGUGUGUAUACAGUGCUUUGUUCAGCAGGAGAUCCGUUCCCUAAAGAGUUUGAGGGCACUGAAACGACGACCGUAUAUUGUAUUGGUGUAGAAGCUGGACAAAGUGCUAAUUUGAGUGUUGAAGCAUUUUAUGGUAACUGGUCUGUAGGAUCUACGUUUAUAUCUAUUUCAACCGUACCGGAAGAAGUUUUAUUUGAGCCUAUAAGCGAUUACACUAUAUAUAAAGAAAUGCUUGGUGAAACACCUUUCGCUGCGACUACUUGGAAUUUGAAUUCAGGAAUUGCUGAUUCUUUCCUAAUCACGUGUUCGGAUGGUCAACCUCUUGAAGAUGAUAUCUUACAAAAUAUAUUACGCAUUGGAAUCUGUAGUUUACCCUCAAACACUACAUUACAAUCAAUCAACAUCACCGUGGAAGCUAUACGUGGGGAUAAAAUUGGAAGGCCAGCAACCGUUACUGUAUCAGUUAUCAAAAAUGAUGUAACGACUUCCACAGGUGAAAUUAGUGAUGACGAAUAUUCAAUGUCAUUUGGAUAGAAUAACAAAAAAGAAGAGAUGGUAAUAAAAUCAAUUAAAUCAA